This is a messenger RNA of Triplophysa dalaica, 1958 nucleotides long. RefSeq names its product dystrobrevin binding protein 1a (gene dtnbp1a). NCBI's taxonomy places the organism in Eukaryota, Metazoa, Chordata, Actinopteri, Cypriniformes, Nemacheilidae. The transcript has 10 exons. The record is from RefSeq and is a predicted model, not a curated record. Gene Ontology annotation, cellular component: plasma membrane; neuron projection; cytoplasm. The coding region runs from base 369 to 1475 and encodes 368 amino acids. Gene Ontology annotation, biological process: negative regulation of protein kinase activity; anterograde synaptic vesicle transport; platelet dense granule organization.
UUUCAGUCUCAGAUGUGGGUGUGUAAAAUUGAACUUGAACAGGAAGUAUUCACGUUAGUACAACAACAUGACGAUGGAGCUCGAGUCAUAAUUUUAACGUCAAUUGGAUGAGAUAAUAAUAUGGUGACCCUGAUUCACUUUCGACUAUUUCGCAAGUAAAACAGGGGCUGAAAACGAACCAUCAAACCUAGCGCUGUCCGACGGAGCAAACCCCGUCACCUGACAGUCUGUAACGGGACAGCAGAGCAUUGUCCUCCAAACGAUGUCCGAAGCCCCUGCGUGAGACUGAAAGCACACACGGAUCUAACCAUCAGUGGCUAAAUGUUAUUUUUCAAGCCCGUGUUAAGGAAGUAAAACCGUUCAAGGACAUGUUUGAGAAUUUCAGAGAGAAGUUACAAACGGUGCAGCAGGAUUUCACAUCAGGAAUUAAGACCUUGAGUGACAAAUCUAAGGAGGCUAAAGUAAAGAAGAAACAAAGAAGAGAUGAGCACCUUCCCCAAUAUUCUGCUGGAGUGGAGCUACUCAGUCGGUAUGAAGACACUUGGGUCACUCUUCAUAAACGCUCUAAAGAAUGUGCUAAAGCCGGGGAGACUGUAGAUGGGGAUGUAGUGAUGCUGUGUGCACAUUGGGAGAAGAGGCGAGGAGCUGUGCUUGAGCUACAGGAACAACUCCAGCAGAUUCCUGCUUUUCUCUCCAAUCUGCAGACAAUCACCUCACGCAUUGCUCAUCUGGAGGCUGACUUUGAGGAGAUGGAGGCUCGUCUUAUCUACGUGGAGGAUAUGUGCGCUCAGUGUGAGCAUCAGCGCUACAAGGACUUUCAGAUUCUACAGCUGGAAAACUAUAAAAUGAAGAAAAGGAAAGAACUCGAGGCUUUCAAAGCUGAGCUCGAUGCAGAACAUGCUCAGAAAGUGUUGGAGAUGGAGCAUGCGCAGCAGGUCAAGCUGAAGGAGCGGCAGAAGUACUUUGAGGAGGCAUUUCAGCAAGACAUGGAGCAAUACCUCUCCACAGGAUACCUGCAGAUCACCGAUCGCAGAGAUCCAUUAGGCAGUAUGUCCUCAAUGGAGGUGAAUGUUGACCUGCUGGAACAGAUGGAUCUUACGGACGUCUCCGAUCACGAAGCCCUCGAUGUGUUCCUCGGCUCUGUUGGAGAAGAAAGCAGCGCUCCAACUCCGGAUACAGCAGGUGGCCCAGCUCUGGAAACUGGCUCAUCCCCAUCAGAGAUCAGCCUGAAGGUGCCCUCUCAGACAGAGCUACGACAAACCAACUUCUCCAUCUCUUCCACCUGCACUGACAGCUUCAGCGGGAUCACCGAGGGUCCAGACGAUGAAGAUGCCAGCGAGGAGAGCUGCCCUGGAGACUCACCACAGGUCCAGUCGGACGAGGAGGAGGUCCAUGCGGACACGGCCCUCAUGAGCCUCCUAGAAACGGAGGAGCCGCUCAAGAGCUCAGACGACAGCGACACGCAGGCCCCUUAGUGGCCGUGGAGGAGAACCACACUUGAGUCAAGUUGGUCUAUUAAAGUGAAACCAUUUACAUCAGGGCUCAGACAGAAGCAGUGCUGGAGACUAGCCAAAAACGAGACUUUUUUUAUGGCAUAGUGUGAUGCUUUGAAAGGAAGAUUUUGGAGCCUUGUAGAAUCCUGUUUGUGCUCCGCUUAGAGAGCAGCUCUUUCAGACUGGUAGCACUGUGAUUUAUGUUUGUUACUCAAAAGAACAGUACAAUGUAUGAUACAAUUCUUCAUAUUUGGAUAAAUCAGAAUAAUGGCUAAGUAAUAAACAUUUUACAGUGUUUCUGCUAAUAUCAUACUUUAAAUAUGUUGCAUGAGUUUGUAAUGCAAAGGUCCGUUUUGCAUAUUACGUUAAAGAAUACACUGAAAUAAACUAUAACUUAAAAUAAGACAAGACACUCGGACAAGUCUAAAUGUAGGGCUUAUGAUCAAUAAAAAUCUUUACAUUUUA